Molecule: messenger RNA, 4402 nt
Organism: Lytechinus variegatus (green sea urchin)
Lineage: Eukaryota; Metazoa; Echinodermata; Echinoidea; Temnopleuroida; Toxopneustidae
Gene: lmbrd2
Product: G-protein coupled receptor-associated protein LMBRD2-like
Exons: 12
Coding region: 405-2486 (693 amino acids)
Cellular component (GO): membrane
Source: RefSeq, a predicted model, not a curated record
AAUCAAUGGACGAUGACAGAUGACUCACAAUCGCAAAAAUUAUGUAAAACCAUGGCAUUAGGCCUACUUCGACGCAAUCUGUGAACGUUCCUGAUGUGGAACUGGAAUAAAAGAGCUGUAUGAAUCAGCGAGGAAGUACUACAGAAGUUAGAACAGGUCUUCAUAUCAGGAGAACAGGUCUUCAUAUCAGGAGAACAGAAGUUCAAUUUGUAAUGGCUGCAACUUCUACAUACCUGAUCGGAUUCAAUAGAGCAAAUCGAGCAAUCAAGUGAAAAAUAUGACGCAACCAAGAUCAUCCGUGAGUUGGUAGUAAUCACAACUUGACUCAAUCCAUCAUAUAUUGUAUUUGAUGCAUUCAUCAGUGAAGUUGGUAGGGUAUUGGAAGAACAGUACUAGGAGACACAAUGAGCGUUGGCCCUCUUGUGACAGAGAUCUUGUGUGUGUUCGUCCUUGCGGCCUACCUCCUGCACAAAUAUGGAGAUUGGCGUAAGCAGCAUCCCGCCGUUACCUUGGCAACCUUCAUCUCGUGGUAUUUCUCUCUCAUCAUCGUCUUCAUGUUGCCUCUUGAUGUUACAACGACAUUUUAUUUACAGUGUAUGAAAGAUGCGGAAUCACCGCUGGCGACCCACGCAUCACCGCCCCUCGAACAGAUCCCCACAACAGACCUUCAUGCAAAGUUGACUCAGGUUGGCCACACCGAUGGCCUUCCAGGUACCACUCAUCUUUUGCUGAAUGAAUCCGUAAUUAAUGGGACGGGGGGAGAGGGUGCACUUAGGGAUAGAAGGAGCUUGGCGGAAGAACAGUGCAAGAAACCAUGGAGCUAUGUCCCUGAAGACAUACUCCCCAUCAUCUGGAAGAUUGUUUAUUGGACCACCUUUGUGCUGACAUGGCUCAUCAUGCCAUUCAUGAAAUCCUACACACAAGCUGGUGAUUUUACAGUUGCAGGCAAACUGAAAACCAUCAUGGUACAGAACGCCAUCUGGUAUGGCAGUUAUCUCCUCAUAUUUGGUGUUCUUCUCAUCUGCGUGGCGGCCAAACCCGAGCUCCAAUUAAAACAUCUAUUGGCACGGGCUUUAAUUUUUCCUUGUCACCAGGAUAUCCGCAGAGCUUCUGAUGCCGUCCGGUACAACCAUCCCCUCAGAAAAUGUGUGAACACGGUGGUCUCCAAGUGCCCUGACGACUUCCAGGAAUCACUCACCAAGCAUUUAGACGACUUCCAGGAAUACGGUGACCAACGCAUCCAGCCACCAUCGGAGAAGGAGUUGGUACGUCUUCACAGUAAAGUGAUAUUUGCCAUGCAAGCCAAACAUCGGGCAGACACUCAAUGGAAAGUCCUUGUCAGGAAGGCAUUCUUUUUAGAAGAUUUACAACGAAAUGAAAAAGGAAACACAACACAAUUCCAUCACACUUUUGACCCCGAGUUCAACUCCCUGGAGCAGUUUGUCUGCACCCCUACGAUAGAGUGGUACUGGCGAGUUUGGUUCCUGCCGACAGCCCUGAAGGUGAUAUCCGUGGUCUUGGCUCUCUUCUCUCUCAUGGUCAUCUGGUCUGAGAUGACCUUCUUCAGCAUAAGUCCAGUUCUCUCACUCUUUGCCAUCUUUGUCGACAAGGCCAACGAAAACUACAACUUCCUCUGUAUUGAGGUUCUGUGCAUCCUCAUCAUAGCGUAUCUGUGUGUGUGCUCCUACUACACAGUCUUCAAGGUUCGUGUGUUUAAUUUCUACCAUCUUGCAUCCCAUCACCAGACCGAUGAGAGUAGUCUUCUCUUCUGUGGAAUGAUGUUGUGCCGGUUGACUCCUCCUCUUUGUCUGAAUUUCUUGGGUAUGAUCCAUCUUGAUGAUCAUGUGACUGGGCAGGAAGAUCUGGUUGAGACAUCUUAUACUCUGAUCAUGGGGCGUCACAUCGACGUGCUCCCCUUCAUGGCAUCUGGCUUCUACAUCUACUACCCAAUCCUGGUUGCUUUACUCUGCCUAGCUACUUACUUUGACCUUGGCAGCCGGUGUCUGUCUUGCCUUGGCUUCCAGCAGUUUGUGGGUGAUGAUGACAUGACCAAAGAUCUGGUAGAUGAGGGGAGGGAGCUAAUGAAAAGAGAGAAAAGAAAGAGGGAGCGAGCUGCCCACAGCGAGGAGAGGAAGAAAACCUUUUCAAAGUUCAAUUUACAAGACAACGCCGAAGCAAACCGCAAUAGCCGCCGCUUCAAUAACCGAGGGGGAUCAGGGACGGACAGUGACACGGGACACAGCAAUUACAGCUCGUCAUCGACAAAAGCUAAAUUCACAAGACACAAAAACCGAGCUGAAGACAAAGUUGAGAUCAUGAGGGAUGAAGAACCAGUGGAUUAUAACGAGGAAAAUGCCUCCCAGUUUGUGGAUCAGCUCGAUGAGUAUUCCAGAGGUAAGGCAAGCAAUGGCAGAGUAGGACCCCCUAGGCGUGGACCAAACUUCAGCUCUAAUACGAAACCUAAGAAUAUAUUUGAUGACGUUUAAAAUAUUGUCCAGGUAUAAUCCAGCCCUCUGUUAAUACAAGUAGGCUAUUAUACUAGAUUGAGUAGCCAUUCUAUGGAUAAUUUUUUUCCAAUAUUGAAAUCAAAGAGAAAAAAAGCUGUAAUACCCUUUUGCUAAUUGUAGGUAUCAUUGCCAGAAAAAUAUUGUUAUUUUUCUUCUGCCUGUAAGAAAAUAAGAUGAGUAUUAUGUUACCCUUUAAUAGGUAGUGCCGUUAGAUAAUCACUUGACUAUGAUAGAACGAGCAACUUUUUAUGCGCAUAGAUUGUUAUUAGCCUAAACAGGGUAAACUUUGUUAUUGACUUAAGGAUAAGAUUAAAAAAGAAAGAAUGUCUUGUUUUAGUUCUGCUUUGCAAACCCUUCACUCGAGGUAAGGGGUCUGAAUAUAAAGCCUACAGUAUCUUGUGUACCCAAUGCCCUUUCACCCCGGCAGGUUUUAUAAUGCUAGUCUUUGUGUGAAGACCCACUUGUUGAUAAAUGUUUCAAUCAAGGUCUCUGCUUCCAGACUAGCUAUCACCAUGCCAUUGUUACAUUCAUCUGUUCUAUCCGGUAUCGUGUCAUAAGUAUUCUUGUCCAUUAAUUUGAAUAUGAUUGUUGAUCCUAAAUAGGUCUGAAUUGGAUUUCAUUUGUGCCACUUGACUUGUAUCACAGUAUAUUUUUUUUAAAGAUUAUCCAAAAACAUCUCUAUGAACUGCCAAAUACUCUAAUCAGAAAGAGACUAGGCUUUCUUUAAAAGGAUUUCAAGAGUGGUCAGGGGAUGAUGACUCUUUUCUAAUGAUGAGGGCCUUGUUUCACAAAACUUUUCAUGAUAACAAAUUCAUUCAGUAUCAAUGUCAACCAUGAGAGUUUCUAUGGUUGACUGUUUUGUAUAAAUUUUUAGUAAUCCCAUUUUCAAAUGUCCACAACUUUCUAUUCCCUGUCUUAUUUCGUUCAAACUUUCACCAUCCUACUAUGAUAUUGUUUUGCUUUCAUACAAUCAGUUUCCUGCUGAUGAUGGUUUUCCCUUUUGAAAAUGGUUGCGGAAAUACCACAAACAUAUUGUAGAUUCAUAGAAAUCUGUAGUACAUGAUAGGUAUGGAUUCUUGCUACUUGUCACAUGACAAUCUUGGCUUUCGUGCAAUUACCUGCAAACUGUCAAGUUGUGAAUGUAAAAGGAGACUUUUCUAACUAUGCUUGCUUGUCAUGGUCAUUUGUUUUCUUUGAAGUAUAAAGUCUUGUUCAUAUAUGACAUGAGGAAUCCCCCCUUGUUGAUUCAAAUGGGGAAAAACCCCUCUUCAUUCAAAGGUCAUACUUCUUAAUUUCAUUCCUUGAAAAAUAUACUUUUGUUUGAAAAAGGCUAAUCCUGCUUCUUUGUUAGUUCUACAUGUAACUUGCAUCCCUAUUUAGUGUCAAAUAGUGAACAUUCAAUUCAAUUGGAAAAAACCCUUUUUCAGUCAAAAGAAAUACUUCUUAAUUUCAUUCCUUGAAAAACAGACUUUUGUUAAGAAAAUGCUCAUCCUGUUUUGUUAGUUCUAACUUCUACAUGUAACUUGCAUCCCUUUUUAGUGAAAAUGCAAUUCAACUGGGAACACCCCUCUUUUCAGUCAAAAGUAUGUGUAAUAUUCUUAAUUUCAUUCCUUGAAAAACAAACUUUUCUAAAGAAAAUGUUUAUUCUGCUUUUUCUACAUGUAACUUGCAUCCCUGUUUAGUGAACAUGUAAUUCAAUUGGAAACACCCCCCUUUUAUUAAAGUCAAAAGCAAUACUUCUUAAUUUCAUUCCUUGAAUAAGAAAAUACUCAUCCUGCUUUUUUAAUUUAUUUUUAGUUCUACAUGUAACUUGAUACAUCCUUGUUGAGUGAACAUGCAUAAAUGUGCAUCUGUAUUAAUGAACAUGCAUUAUUCAAUAUAUUACCUUGAACUAA